Molecule: messenger RNA, 1395 nt
Organism: Cylindrotheca closterium
Lineage: Eukaryota; Bacillariophyta; Bacillariophyceae; Bacillariales; Bacillariaceae
Source: the annotation of a GenBank genome assembly
AUGAUCCGAUCUCUUUCAGCCUUCAGCUUGCAGUCAUUAUUCUCAUUGUGUCUCUUUGUAUUGAUGGUCACUACUGUCGAGACUGCUGCUACGGAUCAAUAUGCCACGAUCAAUCUAGCCCAAAGCAGUGAUACGUGCAGCUUCAGUGGUCAAGUCUUCCAGCGAGGGGAAAGCUAUGGAGACAGCUUUGUUACACGAUGCGGUUCGGCUGCUGAUUUCCCUUGCUACUGCAAUCCCGACUUGAGUCCACCCAUUGAAUGCAACUACUGCAGUUUUGCCUUGCAAGGAGGAGGUCUAUCGUGCGCUCGCGAUGAAGAAAUGGUCCGCUUUACCGAUUUGAAAGGGGUGGAUCAAACCUGCAGCUGUCAAGCGUCAGGUGGAAUGAAUCCAUCCGCCGAGUGCACGAUUGGUAUGGUGGAUGACAGCACUAGCGACAACAACAACAACGACGACAACGAUAGCGUGUCUGGAAAUAAUAAUGAUCAAACUGUCGAUAACGACAACAAUACAGACAAUGACACUGAUAAUGUGGUUAUUGAUGAUGGCAACAAUAAGGACGAUCUCAACGAUUCCUCUUGUCUUGUCAUUUUGCCAAGUGGCGCCGAGAAGAUUGUUCCCAAUGGCAACUAUAUUUACGAAGGAGAAAAGGCAAACAUCUGCGGAGACGACUAUCCCUGCUUUUGCAACGAGGGACAAGUGGAAUGCCCUUACUGUACCUUCAACGCCAUUGAUGAUGACGUCGUCUGUGCCAGAGACAAGGAAAGUGUCAUCUUUGAAGGAUCAGACUUCAAUGUUCGCUCUUGCACUUGCCAGCUGAACGUGAACUCUACUGAUGGUAACGCCUUUUCUUCCGACUGUGUCGAAUUGACAUCAGCUCCAAGUGUAGCGCCAACUGCAGAACCGACAGCCGACCCCUUCUUGAUUGCCGAUAUGGACUGCGAAAUCAAAGAUGGAAAAGGAAAUAUUGUCCGGAUUGAGCACGGAGCAUCCUUUGGAUCCCUUGUUCAAGGCAAAUGUGGGUCUGCCGAAGACUGGCCUAGCUUUUGCAACAAGCAAUCAUCGCCAACGUUUAGUCGCAACUCACUUCAAGACGAUGUGGAAUAUCCGUAUUGUGUUUUCGACAAUACCUAUUCGGGGGACACUGUUUGCGCCAGAGACAAUGAAGAAGUCACCUUUUUGGACAACAAUGGUUUCCUCUUGGCCUGCCGGUGUCGGGCGCCCAUUGGAUAUGGACAAGGGGGCAUGACUACAUGCCGAGACGCUUCCGAGCAGGAAACGUCCUUCACUUGGUCGCCAACAGAAGCUCCCAAGGUCGACGUGGCAUCAGCCACCACCAUGCCGUUGAUGGCUGUCGCAACAGUUACAAUCAUGAUUAGUCUGCUGCAAGUGGCAUAG